ACUGGGCCAUAAGUGACACUGGGAGGGGAAACAGAAUAAACUGUAAGCUGGGGCUGCUGUAGGAUCCAUCUUUGCUGGAAAAACACUCGUUGGUGGAGGCUUUUCUCGCUCCAGCGCACAGGAAUCGGCACCGCUGCCCGUCGAGCGCGCUGGGGAGCCCGAGGCGGGGCUGUGCCGCUGUUUGUAGGAUGUCCCGACAUGAGGGCGUGAGCUGCGACGCGUGUUUGAAAGGCAACUUCAGAGGCCGGCGGUUCAAGUGCUUGAUCUGCUACGACUACGACCUGUGUGCGUCGUGCUACGAGAGCGGCGCCACCACCACCAGACACACCACAGAGCACCCCAUGCAGUGCAUACUGACCCGGGUGGACUACGACCUGUACUACGGAGGAGACACGUUCUCGGUGGAGCAGCCGCAGUCCUUCACCUGUCCGUACUGCGGGAGGAUGGGCUUCACAGAGACGUCCCUCCAGGACCACGUCACGGCCGAGCACUCCGAGACGUCCACGGAGGUGAUCUGCCCCAUCUGUGCUGCCUUGCCCGGGGGCGACCCCAACCACGUCACCGACGACUUCACAGCUCACCUCACCCUGGAGCACAGAGCGCCCCGAGAUUUAGACGAGUCCAGCAGCGUGCGGCAUGUCCGCAGGAUGUUCCACCCGGGCCGGGGGCUGGGCGGGCCCCGCGCACGGCGGACCAACAUGCACUUUACCAGCGGCUCCACGGGGGGCCUGUCCUCCGCCGCCUCCCAGAGCUCCGCCUACACCCCCAGCAACCGUGAAGCCAUGGACCCCAUCGCAGAGCUGCUGUCCCAGCUGUCGGGCGUGCGGCGCGCCGCCGGCGGCCAGAUCAACUCGUCGGGGCCGUCGGCCUCGCAGCUCCAGCAGCUCCAGAUGCAGCUGCAGCUGGAGCGGCAGCAGGCCCAGGCGGCGCGGCAGCAGGCGGAGACGGGCCGCCACGCCGCGCGGCGCGGCAACAACCCGGGGAGCGCCGGCGCCGCCGUGCCGCCGCCCAGCGCCGCCGCCGCCGCCCCGGUGGGGGACGGCCACCCCGCCUCCUCGUCCCACAGCUCCCAGUUCCUAUUAGCACGGUUGAACGAGCCCAAGAUGUCGGAGGCGGAGCGGCAGAGCCUGGAGGGCGAGCGGGCCGACCGCAGCCUGUUCGUGCAGGAGCUGCUGCUCGCCACGCUCAUGCGCGAGGAGAGCUCCUCCUCCGACGAGGACGAGCGGCGGGACUUCGCCGACUUCGGGGCCAUGGGCUGCGUGGACAUCAUGCCUCUGGACGUGGCGCUGGAGAGCCUGCAGCUGCGGGAGGGCGGCUCGGCGGGGAAGGAGCCUCCGCCGCCGCCUCUUUGAUGUCCGGGCGGCCGGCAGACUGUGUCCUCUGUGCUGCUACUGUCAGUGAUGGACGGCGGACGGCAGCGGUCCCCCCUCCCCCCCUCGAUUUUCUGAGUUUGUUUUUGGGUGAUUGUAAUUUGAGGCCUGUCACCAUCUUUGUUACAUUGUAAAGAAAAAUAAAUGAGAGCAAGUGGAAUAAAUGAGAACCAGCCGAGUGAGCGAGAGCAGAGACAUAUAUAAAUAUAUAUAUAAAAUCUAUAUGAAGUUGAUAAUCAGUUGACCUAAGGUUUUUCUUUAUCAGGUAAAUGUUACAGGCGGCGGCGGCAGACCCUCGCUUCCUGUGACAUGCAGACCUCCACGUUGAACAGGUGGAGGGGGCGUGGCCUCAUCGAGCUGCUGUGUGUGUUCAUGACUAUUAAUUAAUAAAAAGUGCUUGAGUGGGUCACCAUAACUACUGCAUGCAGUUCUUUGCAGCGUGCAUGACCUUUAUCAACCCCCCGUUUGAGAACAGAAAAGGAUCCCGAGCUGAGGACUUGUUGCUUCUGUUUUUAAAGUUCCCACCCCAGAAGUGUUGCGGCGGUUUGAGUGCCGUGCAGAGCUGCGAGUCCCGGUCUGGAGGGAGCUGAGCUGCUCUGCAGGUGGCCUGGUUUGCUUUGGAGACCGGUUCCAGGGACCGUUGGUCAGGUAAUGCCACGUGUGAGCGCUGGGUGGCAGUAGUGAGCCACCUGGCUCGCUGUCCCCUCUGCUGGUGUGGCGUGGGACUGCGGGGCUGAUGGGGUUCUGUCGGUCCCUCUCGGUCCCGUCUCCUGGUUUUUCUGUUGAAGCUGCGGUUCUUUUCUUUCUCGGAGGCGUUCCGUUCAGUUCUCCUUGCUGAAGCUAGCACUUUCUAUUUAUUCUCGUUUGACCUCUGGAGUCCUGGAGCCUUGACACGCCACCUUCAUGCCUAUACUUUAACCCACUCUGUAAAA
Messenger RNA from Salarias fasciatus (jewelled blenny), 2302 nucleotides. RefSeq names its product potassium channel modulatory factor 1 (gene kcmf1). The record is from RefSeq and is a predicted model, not a curated record. Bases 189 to 1352 code for a protein of 387 amino acids. Gene Ontology annotation, biological process: synaptic signaling. The transcript is spliced from 7 exons. Gene Ontology annotation, cellular component: plasma membrane. NCBI's taxonomy places the organism in Eukaryota, Metazoa, Chordata, Actinopteri, Blenniiformes, Blenniidae. Gene Ontology annotation, molecular function: zinc ion binding.